AUGGUCCUAAUUCUAACUGUUUGCCUCUCUCAGAUCUCACUUAGAUUUCCGUCUUCCACUCCGCAUCGCUACAUCGAUGGUGGAGCUCUUAGCGUCGGAGUCGGGCAGACACUUCUCCAUCCACAACUCCCUUGA
Arabidopsis thaliana (thale cress) is the source of this 135-nucleotide messenger RNA. RefSeq lists its product as uncharacterized. The transcript has a single exon. The record is from RefSeq and is marked reviewed. NCBI's taxonomy places the organism in Eukaryota, Viridiplantae, Streptophyta, Magnoliopsida, Brassicales, Brassicaceae. Bases 1 to 135 code for a protein of 44 amino acids.